CCUUCCUCUUGCUGUUCGAGAGCCCCAGUGAAAACCUGAGUGAGAGGAGAGAGCGUGGAGCCCGCCGGUCUCCCCAGCUCCCCUGCACACACACACGUUUAACUUUCCACUUGUAGUGACCUGCCCUCCCUCCAGUGUGACUUAUCAGCUGUUUGGCUUUUGUCACUGAAGGAACACAAAUUGUGGAAUGUCCUGCUCUGCAGGCUCAUGAGAUGGCUGAGCCAACUCAGGGGUUAUGAGGCGGCUUGUGAGUGAGGAGAAGAAUGAUCUUCAGUUUCUGACCUCCUGGCACGGUGGCAGGCGGUAUUUAUCAGGAGGUGCAUGUGACUGGUUAAGACUCCGAGCCCCAGCCUGAAGGAAACAGCUGCUCUCGGCGUGCUCCGGCACUUGGCAGCUGGACAGGCAGAGUGCUGAUGUGAAAAAUACCGCGACAAAACCACCCCAGUUCUCCAAAGUACUUAUCAUUCAGUUUGAACAAACCAUUUCUACAGACUGCUUCUUCCAUGCAUUUCCCAGUGAUGCUAAUUGCCCUUGAAGUUCAUUUGGAUUUGGAACUCUAUCUGUAUGGAAACAACAGAGUUUUCUUGAAGUACAACUAAGGACAGAGGUCACCACUAGUCACUAACAUCACUGAUUCACAUGAUUAUGGAGAUGGUCUAUCUGAUGCUGAAAAUGUCUCUAGUUUUUUGACAACGGCUAAACAACCAUGGGAUCAAGUGGCCUUGGGAAAGCAGCAACGUUAGAUGAACUGCUGCGCACGUGCAUUGAGUUGUUUGAUGACAAUGGAGAGCUGAAUAACAGUUAUUUGCCAAGAAUAGUUCUACUGAUGCACCGAUGGUAUUUAUCUUCCACUGAAUUGGCAGAAAAACUUCUCUGCAUGUAUCGAAAUGCCACUGGAGAAGGCUGCAACGAAUUUCGAUUAAAGAUCUGCUACUUCAUGAGGUACUGGAUUCUGAAGUUUCCUGCAGAGUUUAAUUUGGAUCUUGGUUUGGUUCGCAUGACUGAGGAAUUCCGGGAAGUAGCUAGUCAACUAGGAUACGAAAAACACGUCAGCCUCAUCGACAUAUCCAGCAUUCCUUCCUAUGACUGGAUGAGAAGAGUCACACAGAGGAAAAAAGUAUCCAAGAAGGGAAAAGCCUGUCUGCUGUUUGACCAUCUGGAGCCCAUUGAAUUGGCUGAGCACCUCACUUUUCUGGAGCAUAAAUCUUUUAGAAGGAUCUCAUUCACUGACUACCAAAGCUAUGUCAUCCAUGGCUGUCUGGAGAAUAAUCCAACUUUGGAAAGAUCUAUUGCUUUAUUUAAUGGAAUCUCUAAGUGGGUCCAGUUGAUGGUUCUUAGCAAGCCAACCCCCCAGCAAAGGGCAGAAGUUAUCACAAAGUUUAUCAAUGUUGCAAAGAAGCUCCUUCAGCUCAAAAAUUUUAACACCCUGAUGGCAGUGGUGGGAGGCCUCAGUCACAGUUCCAUUUCACGCCUCAAAGAGACCCAUUCUCAUCUCUCUUCAGAAGUUACAAAGAACUGGAAUGAAAUGACAGAGCUGGUCUCCUCCAACGGCAAUUACUGCAAUUACCGCAAGGCCUUUGCUGACUGCGAUGGCUUCAAAAUCCCCAUCCUUGGAGUACACUUGAAAGACUUGAUAGCAGUCCAUGUCAUUUUCCCAGACUGGAUGGAGGAGAACAAAGUGAACAUUGUGAAAAUGCACCAGCUCUCCGUUACCCUGAGUGAACUAGUCUCCCUGCAGAAUGCCUCUCACCACUUAGAACCCAACAUGGAUUUGAUCAACCUGCUCACGCUUUCCCUGGACCUCUAUCACACCGAAGAUGAUAUUUACAAACUGUCACUGGUGCUGGAGCCUAGAAAUUCUAAAUCGCAGCCUACCUCCCCUACGGCACCCAACAAGCCUGUGGUGCCCCUGGAGUGGGCAUUAGGGGUGAUGCCAAAGCCAGACCCCACGGUCAUCAACAAGCAUGUGAGGAAAUUAGUUGAGUCUGUAUUUAGAAACUAUGAUCAUGACCAUGAUGGGUACAUCUCUCAAGAGGACUUUGAAAGUAUAGCUGCCAACUUCCCCUUCUUGGAUUCCUUCUGUGUGCUGGACAAAGAUCAGGAUGGCCUGAUCAGUAAAGAUGAAAUGAUGGCUUACUUCCUGAGAGCUAAAUCGCAACUACACUGUAAAAUGGGACCAGGAUUCAUCCAUAAUUUUCAGGAGAUGACCUAUCUCAAGCCAACCUUCUGCGAACACUGUGCAGGAUUUCUCUGGGGCAUAAUCAAGCAAGGAUACAAAUGCAAAGACUGUGGAGCCAAUUGCCACAAACAGUGCAAAGACCUCCUGGUUCUGGCCUGCAGGAGAUUUGCCCGGGCACCCUCCUUGGGCAGUGGGCAUGGGUCACUGCCUGGAAGCCCCUCGCUGCCCCCAGCCCAGGAUGAGGUGUUUGAAUUUCCCGGAGUCACUGCUGGACAUAGGGAUUUAGACAGCAGAGCCAUCACGCUGGUUACAGGCUCUUCUCGCAAGAUCUCUGUGAAGCUACAGAGGGCCACCACCAGCCAGGCUACCCAGACUGAACCUGUCUGGUCAGAGGCUGGGUGGGGGGACUCAGGGUCCCACACCUUCCCCAAAAUGAAGUCCAAGUUCCAUGACAAAGCAGCAAAGGACAAAGGCUUUGCCAAAUGGGAAAAUGAGAAGCCCAGGGUGCAUGCUGGCGUGGAUGUUGUAGACCGGGGCACGGAGUUCGAACCUGACCAGGAUGAAGAAGAAGAGACCAGACAGGACGGUGAGGAUGGCUGACUUCAGGCUGAGGAAACUGAGGAUACCAUGGCUUUCAGAAGGAACAACAUGAGAAACUCUGAAGAAAGCUAUGACUCUCAGGAAGUUAUGUGGAAAGACACCUGGAUGUUUACAGUCUUGUGACAUUGUAAGAUCUCCGUGUUUAGACUAUGGGACAAAGAACUGACCCUAAUUAUGAACUAUUUAUUUCCUCCCUACUCCCAGUGAAGUGCCACAAAGACUGUGUUAUGUAGUCAGUAGUUUUCUCAUGUAUCUUUCUCUAGAGCCAUUUAUAUACGGGUGAAACGAAAGCUUUUUUGCAUGUACUUGAUACUCACUCUGUAAACUCAGACUUUGCUUCGUGAGAAUAUCCUUUCAAUAUUUUUAUAAACGUUUGUGUGUGCUGUGGCAGGGAACAGUUAACAGGGAGUUGAUUUAGAGG
Messenger RNA from Saimiri boliviensis boliviensis (Bolivian squirrel monkey), 3200 nucleotides. It is a transcript of the gene RASGRP3, whose product is annotated as RAS guanyl releasing protein 3. Gene Ontology annotation, molecular function: calcium ion binding; guanyl-nucleotide exchange factor activity. Gene Ontology annotation, cellular component: plasma membrane. The record is from RefSeq and is a predicted model, not a curated record. Gene Ontology annotation, biological process: Ras protein signal transduction. NCBI's taxonomy places the organism in Eukaryota, Metazoa, Chordata, Mammalia, Primates, Cebidae.